Messenger RNA from Zychaea mexicana, 933 nucleotides. RefSeq lists its product as uncharacterized. The record is from RefSeq and is a predicted model, not a curated record. NCBI's taxonomy places the organism in Eukaryota, Fungi, Mucoromycota, Mucoromycetes, Mucorales, Lichtheimiaceae. Bases 1 to 933 code for a protein of 310 amino acids. The transcript has a single exon.
AUGAGUCCCCGCCCAGAGUAUGAGCCUGAUGAAAACGAACCUGAUGAGAACGAGCCUGAUGAGGACGAAGGUGGACAUCACAGUAUAAAUAAAGGGUCACCAUCGCCUACCCCCACCGGCAAUAAAAAUCAUCACCAUGAUACGGCAACGAGUUCACCAACUGAUACAAGCGGCAAUACACUUCCUUCAUCAUCCAACAACAAUAACACUGUACCUACCUCAACCAUUGGGCCGUUGACGGUCGCCCUGGUCGUGAUUCUCGUCGUCAUCACUUGCUGCAUCUUACACUGUGCUCGUAUACGAAAGCGUCUGAACGAUCAACAACGUACACAAACCAUUAACGGCUGGACCUCGUUUUUGUCACAAUUUAAGAAACAGGCGAACAAUGAAGACCAAACAAUAAUCGCGCGAGACGUGGAAGAAGGCACGGUAGCAGCACCUGGAGCAGCGGUAUCCAGUGCAGGAACAAUAGAAAAAGAAGGCAAUAGCAGCAGCACUCGACGAAAACCGGUGAAAAAACGCGACUAUUAUGACCGUGCCUUCCAGUAUCGAAUGAGCAAACCGCCGCCCUUACCACCCUAUGAAACGGACAACGAAGCAAACCAGCGAGGAAAUAGCAAUAGUAGCAACAAUGACGAAAGACAGCCAUCCAUAGUGUUCUCGCCAGGUUGGCUGUUUGCAUUCAGUGAUAAACAAAACGAGAGGGAAAGUAAAAUUAGCCAGAAGCAUCUUAUCAAAGAAGGCGAAAAGACCGAGGACGGUGCUGCGUCAACGCCCCUGUCACCCCCUGAGCCCGUUCACCAUCAUGCCACCACCGCCGCCAACUCUGAUCGGCUUUGCCCCCACCAAGUUACUGUGGAUAAGGAUCCAACACCUGCAUCACCUGAGCCAUCAUUACAAAAGCCUCACCAAAAAUUCUCUUCAGAAGCAUAG